UUUUUUAAAGAUGUUUCCUUCUUUCAGGAGUAAGAAUUAUUAUCCAUCCCCUCUAAAAAUAAAUAUUGUUCCUAGAGGCUGUCAAAAGAAACCUAGAGAAGAAGAGAAAUUAAAAUCAACCCUUGGUUGGGAGGAUCAAUCAUCAUCCAUAAGAGUCAUGCAAAAGCAAAAGAGCCGGCGAGUAUUUUUCUUCUACCCGAGCAGUUUCUCACCACGCUUCCAUUCAAAUUCCACAAGCCGUUUCGCCAUAACACUAAAGACUUUCCGACGAGAUAUUUACCGUCCGAUCACCGGGAAGGAACGACUUUUCGGACAGACAUCACUAGGCCCUUGGGUUCAACUGAAGUUCAAAAUCCCAUCAGAGUUUCUAGCCGCCUGCGACGUGGAUACAUGCCGUCAACACUUGUCUCUUGUUUUGGCUGAUGUUGAGUAUCACUUGAUGGACGACGAGGAAUCUAUAGUGACACAUGAUUGUUGUCAUGUUUUUCAUAAACUCUGUCUUUGGCGCUGGAUCCGAACCAAUAGCACUUGUCCUUUUUGUCGUCAUCCUAUUUAUUCAAGACCCAAAUUUUUGGAUCUUUACUUUUUUUUUUUGUAAAACUCCGUCCUCCUUUGCAGGAUAUACAUAUGACCCAAAUACUUGUUGUAAAUUAUGGGUUGUUUUUAUAUAAAAAA
This is a messenger RNA of Capsella rubella, 675 nucleotides long. RefSeq lists its product as uncharacterized. The record is from RefSeq and is a predicted model, not a curated record. Bases 11 to 598 code for a protein of 195 amino acids. NCBI's taxonomy places the organism in Eukaryota, Viridiplantae, Streptophyta, Magnoliopsida, Brassicales, Brassicaceae. The transcript has a single exon.